GUACGUCAAUAGAAUUUUAUAACAUUUAAAUCCGCUUGUUUAUUAUCAAAAUCCGGUGAUAUAAAAUUGAUUAUUUUGUAUUGAAAGAAAAAUACAUUGUAUCAAGUUCUUGUAAUUUGAGAAAAACUUGUCAAACAAGUAAAAAUAAAGUGAUCUAUUUUACAUCAGUGAUAAAAUAACCGUCAUUUAAAAAAAAAGAAGAAAAAAAUGCCUCCUGAUUCACGAAGCGUCUCUUUUACAUUUCAUCGGGAUCUUUUAAAUGCCGGUAAUAAUAUUGAACCAAUGCAAGGACGUAAAAGUUUGCGAAGAAGAUUACAGGAUCGUUUCGAUGAUAAUGAUAAAUUAUCAAAUAAUUCUCUUGGAAAGGAAAAAAAUUCGAAAAAAAAGCAGGAUUCUGAUUCAGGAAAAAGUUGGCAUAAUUUAAGCCUUGGAAAUGUAACAACUGAUUCUCGAAAAGUAUUACAAACUGGAGCUGAAAAAAUUUCAAAAACAUUUUCAAAUGUUAAAGUCACUUUUGGAAGUAUAUCACAGAGAUUUAAAAUUCCUACACGAAGACGUCAAAGAUUAGAAGAACAAUUUACUCCGGAUAUUAAUGCAAUUAAAUCUGAAACUCCACAAACUCGAUCACGAGAUUUAUUGGGACGAACUCCUACGAAAUUAUACAGUCCUUUUGGUAUUGAAACUCCAUUACGCGUGUGGGACAAAGAAAAUGAUCCGACUGAAUUUGAUGAUACACCAAAAUCAUUUAAAAAUAGUAAGCAUAAGAGAUUUUUUAAUUUUACAAAAAUUAGCGGUUUUCGUAGCAUACGAUAAA
Messenger RNA from Leptopilina boulardi, 814 nucleotides. RefSeq lists its product as uncharacterized. Lineage: Eukaryota; Metazoa; Arthropoda; Insecta; Hymenoptera; Figitidae. The record is from RefSeq and is a predicted model, not a curated record. The coding region runs from base 208 to 813 and encodes 201 amino acids. The transcript is spliced from 2 exons.